GUCAGUCAUCUGUGCUUUUGGAAAGCUGGAACAACGCUGCGCGUUACGUAGAGGAGCGGCACACUUCUAUUACCGAAGUGACCUGCGCGUUUUAUCCCUCUUUUAGCUUUAGUUUGAAAGGACUGUCAUGUCUAAACACAGAAAGGAUCAUAGUUCGCUCUUCAUAUGAAUGCGCAAAAACAACAAUGUUGAGGGAAUAAAACGCGUGCCGUUUGGACAGGUGCAUCCCAGAUCACCACCAUCAUCAGAAAAGUUUUCUCACUGACUCACUGUGAAAAUGGAUUACCAGCUGCUGGAUUUCUUGCAACUUGUCUUGCAAACUUUGUUUCCAAACAGACAUUGAAGGAGCUCUCUCCUAACUGAACUGACCAUGCACUGGGACAUGAUGGUUUGUCUGUUCUAACUAUGGAUAACUAACCUGCCUUUACAUCCAGACUGCUAAACAUGAAAACUCUUUGGAGUGGUCAGUUUGUGAUGGUGAUAUUGAAGUGCGCAGUGAUCUUAUUUCCUGGAUUCCUGCAGGGCUUCACAGAGUCCAGAUGUGUUGGCCGUGCUUGCAGCCCUCCUAUGGGUAACUUGGCCAGUGGCAGGACCCUUUUCACGCUGACUAGCUGCUGCACUAAUAGCUCUUCCUGCCUGCCAACCCAGCCACGCUGUCUAGCAGAGCUUCAUCCUCCUGCCCUCAUGGCCGAUGACCCGUUUAUUCAUCCAGAUACCUGGUGGGGCUCAGCAGCGGCCACUGGAGAACAGGAAGAAAUCCGUCUUGACUUGGAGACACGGUUCUGCAUGAGUCACGUUGUGAUGUUGUUCCGUUCCCCACGUCCCGCUGCUAUGAGGUUGGAGCGCUCACAAGACUUUGGCCAGACCUGGGAGACACUAAAGCUGUUUGCCAGGAACUGCACUGAGAUGUUCGGGCUUCCUGAUGAUGUCAGUCAACCAGGAUCUCUCUGCACUUCCAGAUAUUCCAGUGCGGUCCCGUGCAGCCGAGGAGAGAUCAUAUUCCGGUCCAUAGGAUUGGGAAGUGGGAUUGUUGAUCCCUACAGUCCUGAGGCGCUGUCCCGACUGACAGUGACUAACUUACGAAUACAGCUCUUAAAAUCUCAACAGUGCCCCACCUCAAAGAGCCAGCGGAGCGUCCCGGAGCAGUCAAACCUGCCCUUUUUACCCACAACUCAAGCUCCGACGCCAAGUUCUGAUCCUCUAGAUUCAACCCCAUUUGCUGUGUACUCUCUUUUGGCUAAAGGGACAUGUUUGUGUCAUGGCCACGCUGAACAUUGCCUUUCUGAAAAUGGAGGACAAGACAGACUGCAACCCAGUAAUGUGGUGUCUGGGAAGUGUGUGUGUAUCCACCACACAGCGGGCGAGCACUGUGAAAGGUGUGCCCCGCUCUACAACGACCAGCCCUGGAGAGCAGCCAACGGAAGCAGUGGUGAGAGCAACCCAUGCCAGAAGUGUGAAUGUCACGGCCACGCAGAGAGCUGCCACUUCUCCCAGCGAGUGUGGAUGUCCACAGGGGGCAGUAGCGGGGGUGUCUGCGACAACUGCCAGCAUAACACUGUGGGCCGCCGGUGCCAGCGCUGUCGCCCUGGAUACCACCGCCACCCUGCCAGACCCCUCAACUCCCCGCAUGCUUGCACACGAUGCUGGUGUGACCCAGUUGGUUCGGUGCCAGUACAUUCCAGCGACGGGACACCAUGGUGCCAUCCUAGAAGUGGACAGUGCCACUGUAAACCUGGUGUGGGCGGCACCACCUGCAGCCACUGUCUAGAAGGGUACUGGGGUUUUGGAGAGGAGGGCUGCAAAUCUUGUGUGUGCCCUUCGACUUGUGAUCCCAUCACGGGUCAUUGCCUAGACAGCAAAGGCAGUGUCAAGCUUUACAAUGUACCAAUUGGUGGGAAAAUUCCUGAACUGUCCCACUUUAAACCUCAGGAGGACGAGAGGGUGUGGCCUAAAGAACUGGCCGUCUCUGCACUGUACUAUACAGGGAAGUGCAGCUGUAAGGAAAAGAAGCUGAAAAGCGUGUCAGAUCUUUGCAAGAUGAAGCACGCAUAUGUGAUCAAAGCCAGCGUGCUUUCAGCUCAUGAUAAAGGCACACAUGCAGUUGUCCUGGUGAAAGUACGUAAGGUGUUUCGCUCUGGAAAACUGCCCCUUUCCCAGGGCACGCACAGUCUCUACCCACUCUCCUGGACCAGCCGUGGCUGCACCUGUCCCAUUCUCAACCCAGGUGGGAACUAUCUACUGGCGGGUCCUGAAGAAGUAGACUCAGGACGGCUACUGGUCACCAUGCAGAGUCUAGUAGUCCCCUGGACUCCCAUCCUGGGCUUUCAGGUCACAGAAGCACUGCAUCAGGGCUGCCUAUGAGCAAGACUUUACCCAGAUGUACAGUAGCACAACACUUGACAGCCCUCACUUGAAAUGAUGCCAUUGUACCAAAGCAGGCAGCUGGAUCCUAAAUGGACCAUGACCAUGACACCAGAUGAAACUGAAAUGGAACGUGGGUAAUUACCAGAAAAACAGGAUUCAUGAAGUAGUUGUAUGGCAACAUGCACUGAAUAGUCACUUAAUUGUCAUACAGUGCAACUUAAAGGGAUAGUUCACCUAAAAAUAAAAAUUCUGUUAUUAAUUACUCACCCUCAUGCCAUUCCAAACCUGUAAGACCUUUGUUGAUUUUAAAACAGAAAUUAAGAUAUUUUUGAUUCUCUCUGAUCCUGCAUAGACAGCAAAGGUUCUAUCAUGUUCACGGUUCAGAAAGGUACCAGAAACUUGGGGUGUGCGAUAUAUAUCGUCUGCGAUAAUAUCAUAAUUGAUGUUUUAAUGAUGUUCAAUUUGACAUUAUCAAGUAUUUUGCAAAAACCAUUCAAAACACAUACCGAGUGCAUUACGUGAAGUCUAGACUAGUGCCUGUAACGUUAUGCAUUAAAGAAGUUCACUUCCAGAACAACAAUUCACAAAUAAUUUACCCACCCCCUUGUCAUCCAAGAUGUUCAUGUCUUUCUGUCUUCAGUCGUAAAGAAAUUAUGGUUUUGAGGAAAGCAUUUCAGGAUUUUUCUUCAUAUAAUGGACUUGAUUGGUGCCCCGAUUUUGAACUUCCAAAAUGUAGUUGAUAUGCAGCUUCAAAGGGCUCUAAAUGAUCCCGGCCGAGGAAGAAGGGUCUUAUCAACCGUGAUUCUAUGAAGCUGCAAGAAUACUUUUGGUGCGCAAACAACUAAAAUAACUCAGAAGACGAACGAAGGUCUUGCAGGUUUGGAACAACAUGAGGGUGAGUAUUAAUGACAGGAUUUUAAUUUUUGGGUGAACUAUCCCUUUAAGCAAGGCUCUUCACAAAUAACAGUUCAUCUUGGUGGCUGUUGUCCUGUGGAUAUGACAGGACGUGGAUAUGGCAUUCAUAAGACUUUCAUAAGAUUUUGUACUCAUUCGCUGUAGUUUUUAGAUUAUCGCCAUCAAAAACUAGUUUCUUGAAGAUACAAAUGGACAAUUGAUAAACACAAGGCAGUGAAUCCAAAGAACUGCAGGACAUUUUUGAGAUUCAUUCACAGUUUUGUAUUUUAUUUGCUUCUUGUCUUA
Molecule: messenger RNA, 3564 nt
Organism: Labeo rohita (rohu)
Lineage: Eukaryota; Metazoa; Chordata; Actinopteri; Cypriniformes; Cyprinidae
Product: netrin-4
Exons: 10
Coding region: 445-2361 (638 amino acids)
Biological process (GO): cell migration; substrate adhesion-dependent cell spreading; basement membrane assembly
Cellular component (GO): laminin trimer
Molecular function (GO): protein binding
Source: RefSeq, a predicted model, not a curated record